Molecule: messenger RNA, 1350 nt
Organism: Thlaspi arvense
Lineage: Eukaryota; Viridiplantae; Streptophyta; Magnoliopsida; Brassicales; Brassicaceae
Source: the annotation of a GenBank genome assembly
UACUUUAAUCUCUUUUUCUCUAGUACUUGCCUGGUUUCGUUUCCCUCUACUCCUCUGACCUCUUUCUCUCACUCUUCAUCAGCCUACACCACAAAGCUUCCCACGCUCUGGUCUCCAACCUUGCGUCAAUGUCGGAAUCUUCAGACGGCUGUUUCUCCGGUCGUCACUUCAAGCUACGUUCCCUCUUCCUACAUCACUCAGAAGCAGAUUGAAAUCCCCACCUCCUCGGAAAAACAGGCGCCACCGAUGCAGGAAAGUUUGGGUGCUUUUCAAAAACUCCCCAUGGUGAUGCCAUCAAUUGAUCUGUAUUCUUCUGCACUUAGGAAGUCCAAAAGAGUCCAACCAACAAAAGGCAUUGCUAAUAUUGCAAAGCGAGAAAGGAAUAGAGGAGCUAAACAGCUUGACGCACUCAUGAAAGAACUGGCUCUACCUUUGAAAGGAUACAUGGAAAGUUUCCCGAGGAAGAGACUCUUGCAUCCAUAUGAGCGCUCUCUUAUCGAGCUGACACUUGGUGAUGGAAAGUACGAGGAGGUGUUAGGAAAAGUUGAUGUUCUGAGGAAGAAGGUGUUAUCUGUUGGAAAGGAACAUGCUUCUCUCUGUGCUAAGGCAUUGUCAAAGCGAGAAGCAGAGGACCGCUUGAGCGAAGGCGUGGAGAAGCUUGAAUUGGUUUUCCAGCAAGAAGGAAAAGCUGUUGAUGAUUUGUUAAGCAUAGCAAAGGUUUUGAGGGCUAUGCCAGUCGUUGAUCUGGAGAUGCCAACACUUUGCCUUGUCGGAGCACCAAACGUCGGGAAAUCAUCGUUGGUUCGCAUUCUUUCAACAGGGAAGCCUGAGAUUUGCAAUUAUCCUUUCACCACCAGAGGAAUUCUGAUGGGUCACAUCGUUUUGAACUACCAACGAUUUCAGGUGACAGACACCCCUGGGCUUCUCAAGAGACGUGAUGAGGAUAGGAAUAAUCUAGAGAAGCUAACUCUUGCUGUACUCACUCAUCUUCCGACCGCGGUUCUAUAUGUUCAUGAUCUAUCUGGAGAAUGUGGGACUUCUCCUUCUGAUCAGUUUGGGAUUUAUAAAGAAAUAAAAGAAAGGUUUAAGGAUUACCUGUGGAUUGAUGUUGUGUCCAAAUGCGAUCUGCUGGGAGGCUCUCCGGUGAUGUAUGCCAAGGAAGAUAGAAGCAAAGAUGAAGAGGAAAUCAUUAAGUACCGGGAAACAGGACCGGAUGAAUCAAUUCAUGUCUCAGUGAAAACAGAGCAAGGUCUCAAUCAGCUAAAGAGCAAAGUGAAGGAAGUACUGAGUAAUGAGAUGGAGAAGAUCAAAAGUGGAGUGAGCGUUGAUCAAAGUGUUGGUAGUUGUUAG